This is a messenger RNA of Haplochromis burtoni (Burton's mouthbrooder), 2085 nucleotides long. RefSeq names its product all-trans retinoic acid-induced differentiation factor (gene atraid). Bases 46 to 741 code for a protein of 231 amino acids. Lineage: Eukaryota; Metazoa; Chordata; Actinopteri; Cichliformes; Cichlidae. The transcript is spliced from 7 exons. Gene Ontology annotation, cellular component: intracellular membrane-bounded organelle. Gene Ontology annotation, biological process: positive regulation of osteoblast differentiation. The record is from RefSeq and is a predicted model, not a curated record.
CACGUGCCCUGCUGCGGCCUGAUCAUGUGACUCCAGUUGCUAAAAAUGAAAGCUUUAUGUAGCUGGAUGAGAUUUGUGGCGCUUGUUUUGAUCCUUAAUUUAUUUUUCCAAGCAAGUUAUCAGCUGACCGAGCUGCAGGUAUGUAACCUGUGUGGCGGGACCAUCCUAAACAGCUCUGAGGUCGGUCACUUUUGCUUCUUAUCCGCUGGACGGAUAGACGGGCGUUGCUGUUUGAGAAAUGACACCACAAACGACCCUGAACACAUCAUCGGGUUGGAUCUGUCCAACUGUUCACUAACUUGUGUGCAGGAUCUUCAGGGAGCAUCAACAGCUUUCAUGAUAGACCUCUCGUUCAAUCCCCUUGUCAACAUCAGUGAUACAGCUUUUCAAGGAUUUAAUAAGUUAAACUACAUGAUUUUACCACAAAAUAUAGAUUGUCCGGGAAGCAACACAUCUUGGGAAAAGGUUAAAAUCAAAGAGGGAAAUCGCCAUUGUGAAGGCCAAAGGAAUAUAUGCAACGAGACUGGACAACUGUCAAUGAACUGUCCAGAGAACUCCCUCUGUGCCCCCUUCGGCCCAGGCUUCUUUGAGUGCAGCUGCGCUGAAAACUUCCGUGGAUACAAGUGUCUUCGAGAGGGGGAGUUCCCAGCUCUGCAAGUCUUUGGACCUCUUGCAGCUUCUACAGUUGUGAUCUCGGUUCUUCUGUGGGCCACCCAGAGACGUAAAGCCAAAUCACUCUAAAGCUGAACCUUAGUCAGCUGGUUUUAAUCUCAAACUGACUGUUCUUAAAGGGAAGAUACUGAUAGGGGAAAAUGCUGACAAAGUCUGAGGGGACUUUUACAGGGCUUCUUUUAAAUGUGUUUUUAUUCAUUUUACACCUUUUUGAGGUCGGUUGUAUUUUUUGUUUCAAGGAAAUUUACACGUUUGACCUCAAAGAUGUUUCAGUGCAAUUUUAAAGAAAAGAUUUGCUCCGCCUUUCAAAUAUUUUUGUCAGGAAUGACCACUAUUAGCACAUCAAUCAUAUUUGUAAAUGUAUUUGACUGACACCAUGUGAUAGAAGGGAAAACACUGUGUUUUACAAAAUCCUUCAGAAACUAUGUGCACUUACACAAACACUGUCUUCAGUCCUAAAACCUGUCUGGGCAGACGUGCUGAAUUUCCACUUUACUGACAGCAAAGACUAAGUUUGUUUUGAUAUAAAUUUUAACAGUAAUAAUUAAGGGUGCAAGCUUAUUUGACAUCUUUAAAAAUUAUUUUAAUAGUCCAAUAGGUUAAAUUCUUUUUUUUUUUCUAUGCAGUUGAGCGACACAAAAUCCUUUCUUUUGCAACAAACCUCUUUUUGAAGUGUGAUGUUUUUAUUUACAUCUUUAAUUUCAAUUUCAGACAAAACACAAAAUGUGGAAGAUACUUGUCUGUUACAGCCACAUUUUGUUUAUAGGCCACAUGUGCUAAAUGUCUUGAGAUUCAAGGGUAACCUCCUUUGAUACUCUUCUCCAGUGAGAUUCAGGGUUCUACUGAAGACUUUAAAACAGGAUAUCUGUUUCUAUGCUUCGAGUAUCAUGUUUACAUUAUGCAUAUACAGGAUUUAAUUGUACAUUAACUGAUUUUCUAGCUGUUAAAAUGUUGUGUUCUCCCAUUGGGAAAAUUCAGUGUUGAAGGGCAGCUCUAGUUGCUCUAUGUUCAAUACAUUGCUUCUGGCUAAAUAAGUUGUCUGAAUGUUAAUGCACUGACUAAAUAUUGCAACUAAUAAAUAAUUCUUGUAAGGAGAGAGUGCAUCUACAGCAUGCAGAAUAUUUCUCCUGGUUUUAACUGAACUUGGUGACGAUAUAUGAGCAGUGAGAACAUAAACUAGCUGCUUUACCAAAAACUGUAGUACCUGGCUAAUGUCUUACUUUUCUUUUGUCAGUAAACCUAACUUUAUGGGAGCCAUAACAUUUAUCUGAUGCUUCAACUCCAACUGUAAUUAGGAAAAAUUUCUGUCUUGUUUCAAAUUGCAUGCCAUGGUUAAUAACUAGUGUUGUGACGCUCAGUGGGAUUGUAUUGACAAUUAAAUGUUCUGUUUCUAAUAAACAGUGGGUCUUAUAA